AUCUAUCACAAACACAUCUUUUUAUUUUUUUCUUUCGCACGAUUUUCGUGUAACAAAACUGAACUACGUGAACUGUCUCAAGAAGUGAAGUGAGAAAGAUGUAUUCCUCUGGAUAUGUUACUAUCGCAUUCGCACUCGUCGCCUUUUCUUCAAUUUCCGUUCUUGGGUUUCCGGACGGUGGACCGGUGGAUGCUUGCGUAAAACCACGACCGAAUCAGCCCUAUCAUGGCCAGGCACGGUCGCAGCCCUUGAACACGAGUCCUUACAAAAUACUGGCCUCGUCUUCACAAUAUGGACCAAGUUCUCAAAUCACAGUCACCAUUGGCGGUGCUUCAUUUAAGGGAUUUUUCCUGCAGGCGCGUGAUGCCAAUACGAAUGAGUGGAUCGGAUCUUGGGCGCAAACGCCAAAUACGAAUACACACGCUGAGUGCAGCGUUGUGACACAUGCAGAUCCGCGCGAUAAGGAGCAGGCCACUUUUAUUUGGAACGCACCAAAUGCACAUGGCAACGUUUACUUUACUGGAACUAUAUUAAAGGAUUAUGCAACGUAUUGGUCCGAUCUUACCUCACAAGUGGCAAAGUAAUAAUAAUUCAUCUACUGU
Molecule: messenger RNA, 602 nt
Organism: Linepithema humile (Argentine ant)
Lineage: Eukaryota; Metazoa; Arthropoda; Insecta; Hymenoptera; Formicidae
Product: putative defense protein 3
Cellular component (GO): membrane
Source: RefSeq, a predicted model, not a curated record